AUGUUGUCGAACAAAAUAGAAUCGGUCAUGGUCCACAGCUCGAAUCCCAAUGCGCCAAUUGGCUCCAGAUUGGACGGUGCUGGGUUCUCAAUUAGCUCAGGAGUCCAUUUACCCUUGUACUCUGGAUUUCUGAUCUUUGGGGCCGUCCAUGGUCCACAGCCGUGCUCCUCACAGAAUGGGUUAGGAAUCUUUGGUGCGAGCCACUCUCCGUCUUCUUCGUCGUCCCAGUACUCUGGCUUCACAGCGUCUGGAUCUGGAAUGUAUGCCUCCGCGUCCUCGUCCCAGUCGUCCGGCUUGGAAGCGGUCGGGUCCACAAUCAAGUACGGAGCGUCCUCGUCCCAGUCCUCUGGCUUCUUGGCAUCUGGAUCAGGGAUCAUCUCAUCCUCAACCCAAUCUGCUGGCUUUUCGUCGUUUGGGUCGUCAAUUUCCUUUGGAGGAGUAAGGUCGAAGUAUCUCGAGUCCAGCAGCGAGCCUGCCUUGGCAACCUCACCGUUGAUCCGGAUCUCAAAGUCCUGGUUAGGCUUGAUGAUCAGAGUGUACAAAGAGGUGGUCUUGACGACUCUUCCCAUUGGCGGUGUCUUAAGAUGCUUCUCCUCGUACUCACCAGUGACCGGGUUCUUUCUGCGGAUAAUGAAGUGCACCUUGUUGGACAUUCCACAUUUGUCAGGACCAAACAUGACCUGGUAA
Ogataea philodendri is the source of this 687-nucleotide messenger RNA. RefSeq lists its product as uncharacterized. Bases 1 to 687 code for a protein of 228 amino acids. The record is from RefSeq and is a predicted model, not a curated record. The transcript has 2 exons. Lineage: Eukaryota; Fungi; Ascomycota; Pichiomycetes; Pichiales; Pichiaceae.